Messenger RNA from Sphenostylis stenocarpa, 1086 nucleotides. The record is from the annotation of a GenBank genome assembly. Lineage: Eukaryota; Viridiplantae; Streptophyta; Magnoliopsida; Fabales; Fabaceae.
AUGAAUAUAGUGGUGGUGGUAAUGGUGGGUGUGGGUUUGUGGGGUGUGAUUGGAGGUGCAGAAGCAGAAGAGAGUCCUUGCUACUUUAUAUUUGGAGACUCACUGGCAGAUAGUGGGAACAACAACCAGCUUGAGUCAUAUGCAAAGGCUAAUUACCUCCCCUAUGGGAUCGACUUCCCUCUUGGCCCAACCGGAAGGUUUUCCAAUGGCAACACUUACGUUGAUGUAGUUGCUCAGCUUUUGGGGUUGAACGGUUACAUACAGGCAUUUUCAAGAGCUAGUUACAGAGACAUAUUUUACGGAGUGAAUUAUGCUUCUGCAGGUGCUGGAAUAAGAGACGAAACUGGGAAGCACCUGGGAGACCAUACCAGUUUUAGAGGGCAGGUGCGAAAUCACUUAAGGACGGUGUCGUAUAUGUUAAAUAUAUUGAGAGAUGAAAACAGAACUGCAGUUUACCUGAAUAGGUGCAUUUAUUCAUUUGGAUUGGGCAGUGAAGAUUACCUCAACAACUAUUUCUUGCCUCAACUCUAUCCCAGCAGCAGCCAGUACACACCAGAGCAAUAUGCCAAUUUUCUUAUUCAGCAAUAUGCUCAAUUUCUCCAGGUUCUGUACAACUAUGGGGCAAGGAAAAUGGUGUUAUUUGGGGUUGCUCCAAUAGGUUGCAGCCCUUAUGCAUUAGCGCAAAACAGCCCAGAUGGUACAACAUGUGUGGAAGGAAUCAAUUCUCCAAUCGAAAUAUUCAACAACGGAUUGAGAUCUCUUGUUGAUGAACUCAACACCCAGUUGGCGGAUGCAAGAUUCAUCUAUGUAAAUGUUUCUGGUAUCUUCCAAAACAUCAUAAGCAACCCAUUAGCCCUUGGUUUCAGAGUGAUAAAUAGUGGGUGCUGUAGGGUAGGAUGGAAUUAUAUUAUUCAAUAUACGUGUGUGCCACUGCAACUGCCAUGCUCUAACAGGACCGAGGUCUUAUUUUGGGAUGCGUAUCAUUUUAGUGAGGCUGCAAAUACUAUCAUUGGCGGAAGAGCUUACAAUGCUGCAUCUACAUCCGACGCUUACCCUUUUGACAUCAAUCGUUUAACUCAGAUCUGA